AUGCGACUGUUUGCCGCUCCAUCAAGUCUUCGCAAGGGGCUGGGCAACGAGUUGCAGUGGGAGAAGGACGUAGGGGAUGGCGCGCAGUGCGAUACCGCCUCGAUUGCGGGGGUGGCAGCGCAGCCGCUCUCUUCGAACGAACACCUGCAGGGCGGGUCAGCCUUCAACAACAGCCUCCCCGCAACUCCCCUCUGA
Messenger RNA from Sparassis crispa, 195 nucleotides. RefSeq lists its product as hypothetical. The transcript has a single exon. The record is from RefSeq and is a predicted model, not a curated record. Bases 1 to 195 code for a protein of 64 amino acids. Lineage: Eukaryota; Fungi; Basidiomycota; Agaricomycetes; Polyporales; Sparassidaceae.